ACGUAUUUCCUCAACAAGGGAGCUCGACUUCAAGCCGAUUACAGUGUCAUGUCUGAAGAUGACGUGCAUCUUCCACUCUGCAUCAUCAUUGCACAAGGCAAGGAAAGCUUCAUUCGGUGGACUGAGAUGCCAUCAGUCCAUAACAGUAACAGCACAUUAUUUUGGGGCUUGGUGCAGGGAAAUGGAACAGUUGAGCAGACCGUCAAUCUCUCCUCUGAGUACUACAUUGCCGUGCGCAACCUAAACAAUCAUCACGACACGACGGUGCAGCUGGAAUUCAGAAUCAGGGCCUUGCUCUACAACACCAGCGGAGCAGAUUACAGAUGCUCACCGGGACCGGGUCACGCUAUCUGCACCUACAGAUUGCCAUUUCUAGGACGGAAUGUCGCAGUCCUGUUGUCCGGCCACACAGAGAGACUGAAUUCUGAUGCACAGCACGUGAAGCUGUCAUACGAACCUCGCUGGACGGUGUACGUGGUUGGAUCAGUCGUCUUGGCUCUUGUGCUGCUGCUCUUGUACGAGAUACUGGACCAGCUGUUCGGUCCCUGCACCGGAGGCGGUGGCGGCGCGGACCUGAGAAGGCCACUGCUGGCGGGCAAAGAGGACGACGGCGCGAGCCUGGGCUCGUCGUACGACUCCGUCUCGCACGAUGGCAGCGACGACCGGGAGCCGGAGGAGAGGGGCGAGGGCGGCGGCGGAUGCGUGCUCUGCUGCGACGCCCCGAAGGACUGCUUCUUCCUCCCGUGCGGGCAUUCUGCCACCUGCUACGCGUGCGGUGCCAGAGUCGUGGAGGAAAAUGGUGGCUGCCCAUUCUGCAGAAGGAAGCUCAAGAAAGUGAGGAGGAUCUUCACUGUAUGACCAAACUGACUGAUCACCAGUGUUGCUACUGCCAAAAACAAAAGAAAAAAAAAAAAAGACCAAACUGACUGAUCACUAGUGUGUUGCACUGCUGCACUGUCAAAAACAAAAACAACGCCCACCGUGGGGCUCGAACCCACGACCACAAGGUUAAGAGCCUUGCGCUCUACCGACUGAGCUAGACGGGCUUUGUGAG
This is a messenger RNA of Sorghum bicolor (sorghum), 1054 nucleotides long. RefSeq lists its product as uncharacterized. Bases 49 to 858 code for a protein of 269 amino acids. NCBI's taxonomy places the organism in Eukaryota, Viridiplantae, Streptophyta, Magnoliopsida, Poales, Poaceae. The transcript is spliced from 7 exons. The record is from RefSeq and is a predicted model, not a curated record.